UUAGAAAAUUAGUUUAGACAUCUCCCGAUUUUUUGCAUGCAUGCUGGAAAAGUCAACAGUAAUAUUUAUAGAUAUGACAAGACCGUGUUCUGUCUUUCUGUCUAUCUAUCAUAUGUGUGUAUUAUAGUAACAUCACUGCAGACUGGUCCCAUGGGAGUUGAUUACAUUCCCACAGAGGAGGAGAGGAGAGUUUUCAGAGAGUGCAAUGAGGAGAGCUUCUGGUACAGAUCUCUGCCUAUAUCAGUCAUCAGCAUGGGCCUCACCCAGUUUCUGAUCUCCAGAGGUGCGCUCACAGCCUCCGGGAGAUUUGGCUCUUUGCCCAAAGUAGCCUUUGCUGGUUUUUGUGGUUACAUCGGAGGUAAGAUAUCAUAUUUGAAGACUUGUAAGGAAAAGUUCAAAAGCUUGGAGAAUUCGCCACUUGGGGAGGCACUGAAACGGAGAGAGCAACGUCGCCCACCAAUGCUUACCCAUGAGCACACAGAGUUAAAUGAUGCAGACAAAACUGGCUUUAGACCGACGUCUCAACUCGAUGAUCAAAGAACUCAGUCAUUCUCCUAUGCAAGAGAUUUCAAAUACGACGAUCCCAUGACCUCAGCAUCUCAAUCUGAUACUAGCAUACAAAACAAACCCGUUCUGUAUGAAGAUCUACGGAGUAAAGAUAAAGAAAACUAUGACAUUACAGUAACUCAGAAAUCUGACAUACAGUUAAACCAUACGCCUGAUGUCACCUCAGCCAAGAAAGGAAAGAAGAAUAUAUAUGGAGACACAUGGGAGGAGUGAGCUCUGUAUGCUGCCUUUUUGUCAAGAUUCAAUGUCAUUUUAACUGUGUAUGUGAGUGAUGCUUGUCUAUUAAAAAAAACUGUCCAGUUGGUAGGGCAUUCUAGUUGGUUAUUUAGUCAAAAUAAAUAAACCUACAGUCUCUGUGAUAUUUUGGUCCCUAUAUAAUUAAAAUUACUAUAAUUAAAUCUAUAUCUUCUCCACCAGGCACAUGAUGUG
Molecule: messenger RNA, 996 nt
Organism: Paramisgurnus dabryanus
Lineage: Eukaryota; Metazoa; Chordata; Actinopteri; Cypriniformes; Cobitidae
Product: OCIA domain-containing protein 1
Cellular component (GO): endosome
Source: RefSeq, a predicted model, not a curated record